Seriola aureovittata is the source of this 3377-nucleotide messenger RNA. RefSeq names its product receptor (G protein-coupled) activity modifying protein 2 (gene ramp2). The transcript has 4 exons. Gene Ontology annotation, biological process: cellular response to hormone stimulus; receptor internalization; G protein-coupled receptor signaling pathway. NCBI's taxonomy places the organism in Eukaryota, Metazoa, Chordata, Actinopteri, Carangiformes, Carangidae. The record is from RefSeq and is a predicted model, not a curated record. Gene Ontology annotation, cellular component: signaling receptor complex; membrane; cell surface. Bases 1564 to 2073 code for a protein of 169 amino acids. Gene Ontology annotation, molecular function: coreceptor activity.
CCUUUAUCAUAGACCAUGAACUGCAGAUCUGUAUAGCAAAUUAACUCUGAACAUGGGUAGAUAUUGAUUUAAUCUUACUUUAAUUUAGCAGACAUACAUUAACCUGUUUACAUUUUAUAUAUGUAUGCAUAUCUUACAGUUUCAAAUAGUGAUUAUAUGUUUGUGUCCACUGGGGGCUUGUUUUGGAACAGUUCCUUACUCUCAUUUGCUUGGACUGACUAACACAGAAAGCAGAGCUCAGAGAUCCUGUUUUCUGCCAAGAUCUCCUUGUGUGUAUUAUCUUGAGAAUCCAAGACAAACUCCUGGGGAGGUCUCUACCAGUGAGGGGUCAACAGCAGUAGACAAAAGGUCCAUAAUGGUUUGGGGUUAAAGGUUAACUGAAACCUCAUUAUGAGCAGCCCCCACCUGGCUCAACUUCCUGUAUUUGUUCGUCAUUCACCCCAUGCAACGUCUGUGAUCAACGCAUGAACUCGGAGUUGUGAAACAACUGGAAAUUUGGAGCAGCGCCCCUUUCACUGUUCCUCAUCCUGUGCCUUCCUUUUUUUUUUUUCUUUCCCCUGACUGUCCCCCCUCCUUCCCCUGCCAACUCCCCCCAACUCUGAGCUCCUCCUCUGCUGAAAAGACACAUUUCCUGAUGUCAUUACUAAAUCAAAAUGCUGCUCGGCAAACAGAUGUUGUGAGAGGCCCAACAUGUGGAUCCAGUGACACAAAUUCACAAGUUGGUCGUGAGAAAACAUGCACCAUACGUUCCAUUUUUCAUUCAGUCAAUGAAAGCAGCUCUCUCUCACUUCUCUUUAAAGUGGUGAGCAGUGACAGAGAGAAAGUACCUUGCAGAUGUAGCACACACACAUGCGCUCCUCGUGGCAUAAAAGAACAAAAAUUUUCCCACACUCUUUCUUUUUUUUUUGUCUGUUUUCUUUACUGGCAUGUGGGUGUAAAGACAGAUGGACUUUUAAACAGCUGGUCAGCAACAACUUGUUCCAGGUUUGGGCAAAUUAACCUAAAUAUGAAAUCAUGGCUGUCUGCACAGCACACCCUGCAGAGUCAUGAUUACAUCCACCCCAAAACGCUAAGCCCUAAAUGUUUACUUAUGUUUCCUAUUUGGCAGAGGCAGCCCAAAAGGCAAAUAAAUCACAUGCUGUGAGCUGGCCAGGCCUUCGACUGUGAGAAACUGAGACUAAAAAGCAGAACAAGAGUUAAAGAGUAAGGGUUUUCAGAUGUGAGUCCAGCCCAGCUUGGGUGUGCUCCCUUUUAUUUGGGAGAAUGGAGAGGACAAUCUUUGUUGCCUCCACCCCUUUAAAAAAGGAAGAAAAUCCUAAAGAAACGUGUGCUGGAGAGGGGAAGAACUGCUGCCAAGGCGCAGGGCCGUCAGACAGAUCUUCGAAGAACAUCUGGUAACCGCGGGUAACACUGUUUGGACAUCUGGUAACCGAAGGUUACACUGCGUCUCUUCCAUCCUGCCGGGUUUCCUGUUAUGCCUCGCUGUACACAGUCUAAGAGGUUUAGGUUUAUUAUACAUGGUCAUCAGUUGGAGAAAGCGCACCUUUAUUCAUUUUUUCUGACAUGAAGGGAGCACUUGGUUUCAUUGGGGUAUUCCUCUCCUUUCUCUCCGACGCCACUUACGGAGAGUCUGCCUUGAAAUUUGCUUGUGGGAAUAUUUCGCACAGUUGUAUGUACUAUUGCAACUUCUGUAAUGAUAUACAUGGCGCUCCAACAAUGGGUUGCCUUUCAAUCCUGUCAACACAUCUGUGUCUCAGAAAUUUUGAGAGUGCGAUGGCAUCACUGAACAGCACUGACUGGUGCAUUUGGGAUAAUGUGAGAGGUUUGUAUAGUAACUUAAGCCUCUGCACAGAGGACAUCUCUGACUGUCUCUUGAUCCCAUGGCCCAACCCUCUGGUGGAAGAGACCUUUGUGAACAUUCAUGCCGAGUUUUUCAAGGAUUGUCCCACAGAGGAGCUGAGCGACCCGCCGCCGGUCAUCGUCUUCGCCCUGGUGAUAACUCCCAUCUGCCUGAUCCCUGUCAUGGUCAGCCUUGUGGUGCUCAAGACUAAGAAUGGAGACGGCAGCUCCUGAAAAGUCUCUGCUCUGCUCACUUUCUUUUGGACCUAUGCUCUUCCCCUUUUUUUCCCAACCUGAGGACUGCAUAUUUACACAUAGGCUGCUGCUGCGCUUUCAUCUCACCAGUGGAGGCAUGACUCUUUCUGACAAAGUUCACUGGCACUAACCCAAUUCAGUGGAAUUUGGAAACAUGGGCGAUAGAGAAAGCCUAUCAAUAGACGAUUGUGAUUCUGAGUUAAUGUCAAAUCCGGAGUCAUCACAAUUAUUCAGUGACACACUUCCUGGUGUUUUAAAGAGACUCACUGUGACAAAAUCUUUGUUAUUAUAAACUCAUGUACUGUACUGCACUGUGCUGUGUCUCAUUAACACUUUUAAAGAAGACACUAUGACACAACACCGGACUGGAAAUCUGAACAUUGAUGGUAUUUGGUUACAGCCAAACUGGGUGCACAUGUUCAGAAAACAGCUUAAUUUAUAAUGGAAAAAAACCAAUAUUCAGGUUUAUGGUGACAAAAGCUCUCAGGCUUGCAACAGUAAAAGCAAAAAUAUAUUUGUGUUGACACUCCUCAUUAUGUUGGACAUCAGUUGUGUUGGUAAAACACCAGGUAUUUUUUUAAAAUAGUGAACUCCUGAAGUCUUCAAAUUCUGCUUUGAGCCUCUUAUUAGACAACGUACAGUCUAUUCACUUCAAGCCUGAACUGAAUACAGGUUAUGUGUUCAUAUGUGAUAUAUGAAAAGGGUCCUCUAUGUACAUACAGGGAGGACAGGAAAAAGGAGUAUGGUCUGAAACAUGGAUGUGGUUAUGUGAGUCAUAGUGUAUGGAAGGUUUGGAGUCAGAGGUUACAGAUGGGACACAAAGAAUGGAUACGCCCAGAGACAGAGAUCUCUUUCUCUAUUUUCGAACAGCGAUAAAUCUUUCAGCACUUUCCACUGUCCAAACGGUGACAAUCCUCAUGAUGAUAUAAUGAUGAGCUUAUUGAAGCAAAGUUGAUCUAACAUCUAACAUCCUGUUCAGACAAAAGACAUUUAGUUUGUCCAUGCAGCAUAGUGAUGAACACUGAGUGAUGACACAAAGAUAAAAGUGUUAUCUUUCGCCUGGAUCUUGAUAACGUAUGCGUAUGUAUUGUUACGACCAGAAAGCCACUGUAAGUGCUUUCAGAUUUUGAACAAAAUGUGUAUUUAUAUACUGUGCUACUUUUCUGCCAUCGUCAGGACUUACUGUACUGUCUGAGAACACAUUCUGCCUGCUCUCACACCAUGUACUGUAUGCAUUUUGAUAUACUUUUUUUAUAUUUUAUACAAUUAAAUGUACAGUUGGA